This is a messenger RNA of Xiphophorus couchianus (Monterrey platyfish), 829 nucleotides long. RefSeq lists its product as uncharacterized. Lineage: Eukaryota; Metazoa; Chordata; Actinopteri; Cyprinodontiformes; Poeciliidae. The coding region runs from base 115 to 771 and encodes 218 amino acids. The record is from RefSeq and is a predicted model, not a curated record. The transcript is spliced from 8 exons.
CUGAAACAAAAAGAGGCAGAAGUGAAAUCCCUCAAACAGAGACUGCAGGAAUCAGCAGAUGUGAGAUCCAGCCCCCAGCGUUGUAACCCACAAAGAUGUGAACACAAAGAAAGUAUGACUCAGAUGGAGACGUUUUACAAAGAGAAGCUCACAAAGGCCCAAUCUGAAACAGUCAAAAAACAGAAAGAACUGAAAUCAGUCAAAGACAGACUGGCAACACAGAUGGCCGCUUCACUAAAAACAGGAGACACUGAGAGCAUGAACAACCCGGUCAGUAAAACCAGACUGACUGAGAUGUACGACAACCUGGAACUGCUGCAGUGGCCUAAAGUCAAAGAUCAGCUGAAGUCCAGGAAGAUCAACCCAAAGGAGGCCAAAGAUCUGAUUCAGAAAACAUUUGGAAAUGCAUCAGAUGAAAUGAAGAGAAGGAAGCAGCAGAUAGAAGAGAUGUUCCAACAGUCUGAGUCCAGCGGUGGACUGACUCCUCAGAAGGUUAAAGAGUACAGACAGCUCACAGUUCAGAACCUGCAGAUGGUUCUGUUCCACACCACCAAAGAAGAACUUCUGAAGACUGGUUUCCCAGAAUGUUUAGGUGAAUUUCCAGAGGAAGUGAAGGUGGAUCUGAGACCUCUGACCUCUGAAUGCUACUGGCUGAGCUGCUUGAUGGCUCUAAGCAAUCCUCCUCUUCAGACGGACUGGAAGAACCAUGUUCCUGGGUUUAAAUCUUCCUGGGAUAUUUUACCUCGAGAAAUCAAACCACCUGUCAUGUAGAAGAAGCAGAUGCAGCAAUGAGGAAAACAGAUUCUGACAUCACUUCUUGUUUCUUAAU